Seriola dumerili (greater amberjack) is the source of this 5381-nucleotide messenger RNA. RefSeq names its product nesprin-2-like. The record is from RefSeq and is a predicted model, not a curated record. Lineage: Eukaryota; Metazoa; Chordata; Actinopteri; Carangiformes; Carangidae. Bases 1 to 2916 code for a protein of 971 amino acids. The transcript has 18 exons.
AUGAGAGCACUGGAGGUUCUAGAGCAAAAAAAGGGCAAGAAAAAAGGAAGUGGAUCCCAAGAUCUGAUGGUCUUGAAGGAUGCAGUCAUCAGUGAAUGUGACUCAAAAAUGGAAAGCAUCUCGCAGGCCAGGGAGGCUUUGAGAAGCUACACCUUUGCUGUUAAACGAGCAGUACAUUUCCUGGGGGACAUCGAGGUCUCUCUGCUGCCGCCACAGGGCCCUGUUGGUCUCUGCUCUGAAAGACUGGAGGAGACCCAGAAGGCUUUGGUUGCCCUGCAGCAGCAAUUCCAGACCCACGUGGAGCAGCUCCAGAGCCAGUUUGAUCUGCAUCCUUACCUGUCCCCUCCGAAGGUGCAGCAGCUCCUGGAAGAUAUUCUGAGCCAGCUCCUGGUGAGGAUGUCCACUCUUCAGGCAAAGGGCCAUGUCCAACUGGAGUGUCUCAGCAGGUGUGCAGAACAUCACAGAAAUUACAUCAAGUGCCAUGAUGAAAUCACCCAGAGUAUGAAGAGUGUAGAGAGCAGCCUAUUGCAGUUAAUCUCUGAAAAAGUCAUCUGUCUCGCUGACUGCACUGACCAAGAGGCAAAGCUCAGAGCUUUGUCUGAGGAGGUGGAGUCCCUGCUGAGGCGUCUGGAGGAGCUGAAGGAGUGGUGCCCAGAGCAGAGCUGUCGUGGAGGCAGGGAGGCCGCUGUGGCUGCUGUCUGGAAAAGGGUAUCAAGACUACGGCGCUGCACACAGGAGCUGGCGACUCGUAGUAAACAGAGGAUCACAGAAUGGAGUGAUAUCACCAACAGUGUGGAAAAGGCCUCUACUGUCCUGGAGCAGGUGGAGGCAGAGCUUCCUGAAGGCUCAGGGGUGAAGGCCUCCACUGAGGAGCUUCAUGACCUGCUGCAGUCCUGGGAACAGUACCAGGACAGACUGGACUGUGAGCAUCGAUCCCUGUCUGCACUGGAACUGCGCGCUGCUAGGUUGCUGGGUGUCCCCGCCCACCUAGAGCAAGCUCCUCCCACCCCACUCUGUCAGCAGCUGCAGGCGAUGCAAGCGCGAUAUGGCAGUGUGAAGCAGAGCAGCAGGGAGGGUUUAGAGGCAUCCAGGAUGGAGCUGGAGGAGAGAGAAAAGGUUCGGGACGAACUGCAGGGCAUCCGGGUUUGGCUGGAGGCUGCAGAUGGUCUUCUGUCAGAGAUGGAGCAGAGCAACAGCACACAGGAGCUUCAGGAGGUCCACAGCCAUCUGUAUACCCAGAAGGCUUUGCUGCAGCGCAUCAUGGAGAGCCUGAAAAUGAAGUACUCUGACAUGUACACACUGGUCCCGGUUGAGAUCGAAGGCCAAAUGCAGGAAGUCAAGCAAUCACUGCAACAAGUGGAAGUAAAGGUGGGACAUGCCGUGGAGAGGAGUGGGCCCGUUCACAGGCUGGGGGCAAAGCUGUCUGAGAUCCACGCUGGCCUGAGCUCAGUUCAGAAGAGACUGGAACAGAGAAGUCCUACCAUGAUUGAAGCAAAGAUCACUCAGAAGCGUGCAUGGGACGACCUGGAUGCGUGGCACUCUUGUCUGGCAGCAUUGGAGGUGGACAUGCAGGAUUUGGAGAAGCCCCAGGAGACACUGAGCCUCACAGAGAGAUUGGUGGAGGUCCAGCAGCUUCACUCCCAACUGGCCAAACAGGCCGAGCAGAGGACCACCCUCCUCAGCAAGAUUCAUACGUGGCUUCAGGAGCAUCAGGAGAUGAUCAGCAGCUCUAAGAGCUGGAUGUCUGAAGCUCAGUCAUGGCUUGCUGCCCCCUGCACCUACACCACCGCUAAAUGUCUAAGCAGCCAUGUUCAUGCUCUGCAGAUGGUGUUGAAUGACUCAGCACAGAUCCGGACCACUCUGCAGGGCUUCAGCUCGGUACUGCAGGAAAUGUCGCAGGUUUGCGACGUCACAACUCUCCAGCAACAGCUGGUUGACGCUGAUCGCCAAGUGGCCGAUGUUCAAGACAGCUUCACUGCUCCUCUGUCUCAGCUGGAGCACGCUGCUGCUGAAGUGGAGGCCAUUGAGACUGAGGUCAGACGGAUGGAGAAUGAUGUGGCUGAGAUCAAGACUUUAUUAUCGUCUCCAGAGACUUUCCCAAGCCCCAGAGAGGAAGGUCUUAAGGAGGUUGAACAAAAAAUCCAGACCAUGAGGAGAACAGUGGCAGAGAUCCAGAAGUGUAAACCAGGCCUUUGUCUUCCAGAGAAAGCUGACGAGACUCUCACUGUCUUUAGUGUAGUGGACAAUCUCCAGGCUCUGCUGCUGGAAUUGGAGAAGAAAGUCCCUGCUGUGUUCAUCCAGCAGCCUCCGACUCCAAUCCAAGCCAAAGCACCGUCAGCAGAGCAAGCUAUCUUUCAGUCUGAGCUCCUGAAAUCCACUUCAGAUGGGGCUGAGAAGGAAGACACAGAGCAGGGCCAAAUCAAAAUUGUCCACCUUGAAGAAGACGUACUGAAGAGAUCUGGAGCCACACUGCUGACCGUGGAGCAGUCCUCACCUGAGCUGAGACAGUCCUUGACACCCGACAGUGCUCAGCAGCGGGAGCAUCAGGGCGUGCUCCAGGCUGAAGAAGCCACAGAGAAAAAAGACAGUGAGCAGCACAGAGUGGAAGAAGGUGGAGGAGGUGUUUUGUGGUGGCUCUGGGAUGCUUUCCUGGGCACUUCUCCAGAGGAACCUGUGGCCAUUGCCUCAGAGGAGACUGAAGCUGCCACUGGACAAAGCACUGAGCAGACUGGAGAAGAUAGACAGGAUGUUGAGGGCCCCACUGACACCACAGAAGCAAGUUCAUCUGAAGCUUUAUCAAAACCCCUGGGCACAGUCAGAACUCAGGCCCUGCCUGAGAGCAUGGUAAACACAGCCUCGACCCUAAAAGUUUCCAAAUCUGACUCUGGGCCCCAACAGAAAUGUGUAGUGUCCUAGAUCUAGAACUUCUUUUACUAGAACUUUUCACUUAGUCUAAAACAAGAAUUACGUCUAGAUUUAUGUGCAAAAUCUCCAAACCCUCCUCGAAACAAGCCUAGAUUCCACAACUUUUUCUAGAAUUGUUUUCUGAAAACAAUUAUUGAGCUUCCAGUCUCUUCUAGAACGUACUUUAGAACUCACAGUGUGAACUAGAAUCCAAAUCAGACCUGCCAUUCCUUCUAGAACCAAGCCUAGACACCAGUGUCUUAUACAACCUUCUUCUAAAUCCAGUCAUAAAUAUCUUCUAGUAUCAAGUCUAGAUUUCAAGGCUCCCUCUUGAAUCUUCUAGAAUGAAUCCUGGAGCUCCUACUGUUUCUAGUCCCAUUUUAUAGAACUUCUACUACCAAAUCUAGAGCUCUGUGUCUUGUUUGAACCAGCUGUAAACUCUCAAAUUACGCUAGAACCAAGGCUUUUACCACAAAAAAACUUUUUCUUGAACAAAUCUAGAAAAACAUUUUUUUUUUUCUACUACUGAUAUAAAGUCUCCCAACUUUUGAGCUCCUGGUGUCUUCUAGAAUCAAACCUAGAUUUCUAGGCUUCUUGUAGAAUUUUUUAGCACAAGAACUCCUACCUCUCAUAGUCGACCCCCCGAUCUAGAGCUCUAUACUCUUCUUCCUUGUUUUAUACAGCCAAACCUGACGACUCCUCAUGUCUUCUUGAGCCAAACCUAGAACAUUAAGUUCUUCUACAACCUUUUUAGAUCUACCAACCUCUUCUAGAUUUCACCAUAAAGCAUCCAGUGUCCUGUGGAAUUCUAGAUUUCAAGGUUUCUAUUUCCAAACAUUGAUACUCAAAUUCGUCUCUUCUUAACCAAAAUCUCUUUUCCCAGUCAAGAGCUCCAUGCCUUUUAAGCCAGCUGUAGAGCUCUUGACUUUUCUAGAACACUUUUUCUAGACCCAAACCUAGAACACAAAUCACUUCCAGGAUCUAUUCUAGCUCUCCCAGCUCUACAUCAAACCUUAGAACUCUUAGAACUCUUCUAGAAUCAGGUCCGAAUUUCAAGGCUUCUAAAAUGUUCUAGAACGAGACCUGGAACUCACUUCUGACCUUUUCUACAAUCUGUGUUUUUUCUACAGAACUUUCCUCUAGAAAGUAGCUCAGAACAUUCAUUCUUCUUGAACCAAGACUAGAACACCUGACAUAAUCUAGCACCAAGCCUAGAACUCUUCUAGAUUACUUUGAGAAAUGUCUCACUUUGAAUCCUCAGUGCAUUUACAUGGCAGAGAAUUCCAGAUAUAGGCCUCCACAGUUCAAAGCUGUGGAUGUUUUGUUUAUAUCGUAAAUUUGGAAUCAUUAUCAGUGUUACUGCAUUAUUGAAACUGAAAUAGAGGAUACGAUUAAGUAAUUAAAUUAAAUCUAAUGUGUGCCAAAGAUGUAUUUUUCUAAGUCUACCUGUGUGUUUACAUGAAGGAUUAUUGAGCUUCACCCAUCCACAGAGUAAUUCUGCCAAUUCAGUGACAAGUGAACACCACUGAGAUGUGGUUCGAGAUUACACAGCACAUUAUUUGCAAUUAAGAGAGAAGUGGUUGAUGGGGUGAUGGUUACUAUUUUACCAAUCAAUGAAAGCAGACUGAUGGUAUUUAGCAUGUGUGGUGGAUGGUUUUAACAGUCUGUAAUAAGCUUUUGCAUGAACCUUAAUUCUGAUGGGUUGAUGUUUUUAUAAAAGGCAGAAACAAAGUGUACUCAUAGACAUAUUUUGUGAACCAUGUUUUAUAAUGUAUCAUAUAGGGAAUGGUGAUUUAAAAUAGUUCCUGAUUGUUGACCUUUUCAUUUACUGUCUGUGCUCAUUUGCCAGCAAAUGCAGAGCAUAUCUGUUAGAAUAAACUCCUGUUCGCUUGCUUAUAUGCAUCUGCCAUUUGUAUUUCCAUAAGCUGAACAUAAUAAUAAAUUGUUGUUUACAGAGUUGAUCGAUUAACUGAGUAAUUAUUACUUUGAUUGAUUGCUCAGUCACUGCCUGGCAGCAGGAGUGUGUGGAGAAAGAUUCCCCCUUUGUUAUGAAUCAGCAUCAUUACUUUAACUCUAUACAGUACAGCUUUUAUACUGAAGAAAACAACCUUUUUCAGAUGAUUGUUGGCCAUGAAAAUGCACUGGUUUGACAUAAUUACAGAUUAACACAUGCUGUUAGCAGGUGAAAACCUCCAAAUUUCAUUUUAAUUUAGUAUCACUUAAUUAGAGCAAUUUUACUUAAACAAUAAGAUAAUUAUGUUACUUGCUCUUAUGCAAAGGUUUUUUUUAUUUAUCUAAGAAAAGUAACUUCACCUAAGAAGCUGCCAUUUUUGGAGCUACAAGGUUUUCACCUGAAAGCAACAACACUGAGAUGUCUUACAUUAUAUGGCAUGUUCUGUACUUGUACUUUGUUCCACUUUUGUCUUUCCAUUCUGUCUACAUAUCCAAACAAGAGCACAAAUACAAAUAAACCCACA